AUGGGGAACUGUGCCUUUAAAGGAUUCACUGCAAGUGAGGGUGUAUGGGAUAAGGACACGAUGGUGAAGGUGGUGACACCAAAUGGAGGCAUAAUGGAGCUUUACACCCCAAUAACCGCGGAGUGCUUAACCAACGAGUUUUCCGGCCACGGAAUAUUCCGAAGCCGCCGCGACUUGCUCUCGAAGCCGCUCCACCACGACGAGGAGCUUCAUGCGGGGGAGCUCUACUACCUUCUCCCUCUCGACCCUUCUUGCAGGUUGUCAUCCACCAAGAACAUCACACGACAACUAUCCAACAACGCUGCCGCCGCCAGUGAAACCUUAACGCCGUAUAGAAUGUGUACCUACGAUAACAACAACAACAAUAGGAUAUGGUCGGAAAAAGGUGAAGUUUUUUCGAGAAAGGGAGUGUGGAAGGUGAAGUUGGUGAUAAACCCGGAGCAGCUGUCGGAGAUAUUGUCGCAGGAGUCACGGACAGAGGCGUUCGUGGAGAGCUUGAGGACGGUGGCAAAGUGCGGCAAUGGGGUGCUGUCGGCGGCUCCGAAUUCCGAUCACAGUGCUUCUAGCAGUUGGAAGGGCCCUCCCUUUGAAUGA
Molecule: messenger RNA, 594 nt
Organism: Sphenostylis stenocarpa
Lineage: Eukaryota; Viridiplantae; Streptophyta; Magnoliopsida; Fabales; Fabaceae
Source: the annotation of a GenBank genome assembly